This is a messenger RNA of Ananas comosus (pineapple), 5630 nucleotides long. RefSeq lists its product as uncharacterized. The transcript is spliced from 9 exons. NCBI's taxonomy places the organism in Eukaryota, Viridiplantae, Streptophyta, Magnoliopsida, Poales, Bromeliaceae. The record is from RefSeq and is a predicted model, not a curated record. Bases 903 to 4925 code for a protein of 1340 amino acids.
CUCUCUCUCUCUCUCUCUCUCUCUCUUACUCCUUUCCACCCAUUUCUUUUCGUUUUCUCUUCUCUUCGUCCCCCACCCUACCCCCACCUCCUCCUCGAUCCUCCCCGAACCCUACCCCUACAAACCCUCGUCGACCCCGACGAACCCCCGAUCGUCGUACCUCGAGCCACCGCCGCGGCGCGCGCCGCCGCCCUAGGAAUCGGAUUUGCCGGGGCGGAGCCGCGCCGGAGCCGCCGCAUUUGGGUAGGGUUUUGCCUCCGUCCCUCUUUUGCCCUAGAUUUUUCCAUUGCGAUCGAGGGAGCGGUGUUCCCUGGCAGGGUUAAUCCGUUUUGAGUUCGAUUGGUGUUGGGAGAUCUCGUGGCGGAGCUCUCUGUGUUGAGGGUUUUGAGUUUUUUGCGUUGUUGGGCCCGGGAUCUCUGGGUUUUGCUUUUGGAGCCGUGGAUUUGGUGAGAAAGGCACGAUCUUGAUCUUUUGUAACCUUCGGUUGCCCUUAUUUUAGGGAUUAUUUGUUUGCUUUGCUUCAGUUUUCGGUAAUUAGUGGGGAUUUAAGCUUGUGUUUGCUUUGAUCAGAUUGAUUGUCAGUACGGUGACUUGGUUCUGCAGAGAAUGCCACAAUUUUGACACUGGCACUCUUGAUUUCAGGAUAAAGCACUAGAAGAAGUGAGUUUGUCGAAUACUGCUAUUGAAUGCCUUACUCCUGGCAAUGAAGGGUGGAAGAAGAAAUUGUUCUUUGCCUUUCUGUUGUCUCUGUGAUAGUAAGGAUUUUUGGUUGGGUUUCUACUGUACUUCUUCGCGCAUUACUGUACAGUGGAACUAAGUUGUGAAGAGGGUGAGGUUGUUGUGGCGUAGAGAGGAGGAAAGAAGAGGAGGCACGGCGAAGUUACAGACGAUAGUCGCCUUGCAUGGGCAAGCAUGAAGGCUGGGCUCAGCCGAGCGGCGUGAAGCCCAAUGGCCUCUUGCCCAACCAAGUGGCCAGUGUGACCCGGGUACUCGACGCGGAGAGAUGGAUGAUGGCCGAAGAGAGGACUGCCGAGCUGAUUGCGUGCAUACAGCCCAACCAACCGUCUGAGGAGCGUAGGAAAGCUGUGGCUCUUUACGUCAAGCGGCUUAUCAUGAAGUGCUUUUCUUGUCAGGUUUUCACAUUUGGAUCAGUGCCGCUUAAGACCUAUUUACCUGAUGGAGACAUUGACUUGACUGCAUGUAGCAAUAAUGAAGAUUUGAAGGAUACAUGGGCCAACAGCGUUCGAGAUGCGCUUGAGAAUGAGGAAAAAAGUGAAAACGCUGAAUUUCGUGUAAAAGAAGUUCAGUAUAUUCAGGCAGAGGUUAAGAUAAUAAAGUGUCUUGUGGAAAACAUUGUUGUUGACAUCUCCUUUAAUCAAGUAGGUGGUUUAUGUACACUUUGUUUCCUUGAAGAGAUUGACGCUUUGAUAAAGAAAGACCAUCUAUUCAAGCGGAGUAUUAUCCUGAUCAAAGCCUGGUGUUACUAUGAGAGUCGUAUACUAGGUGCUCAUCAUGGUCUUAUCUCUACUUAUGCAUUGGAGACCUUGGUUCUUUAUAUAUUUCAUGUUUUCAACAACUCAUUUGCUGGUCCACUUGAGGUAUUAUAUCGUUUUCUGGAAUUUUUUAGCAACUUUGAUUGGGAGAACUUUUGUGUUAGCCUUUGGGGUCCUGUUCCUAUCAGUUCCCUCCCAGAUAUGACUGCGGAGCCUCCACGAAGGGAUAGUUGUGACUUGUUGCUUAGUAAACAGUUUCUUGAAUGCUGCAGUAGAGUUUAUGCCGUUACGCCGGAUGGUCAAGGAAACCAGGGACAGCCUUUUGUAUCCAAGCAUUUUAAUGUUAUUGAUCCUUUACGUACAAACAACAACCUUGGGCGAAGUGUUAGCAAAGGCAAUUUCUUUAGAAUACGCAGUGCUUUUGCAUUUGGGGCUAAAAGAUUGGCUAGGUUACUUGAAUGUCCGCAUGAAGAUUUAAUUUCUGAAGUGAAUCAAUUCUUCAUGAACACAUGGGAGAGACAUGGCAGCGGCAAUCGUCCAGAUGCACCUAGCCCAAGUUUACGACAUAUUCAACCUGUAAAGAACAUCCCAGUUGAAGAAUCAAACAAUAUCAGAAGUGCAUCAAACAUCAAGAAAAGGAGCGAGAAUCCUGUAUCGAGAGUUGGCUAUGAAAACCUGGCUGAGGAUCAAAUCGCUAACCGAAACAGCCAACAUUCACGGAAUUUGGAUAGGGUGAAUAAAUCUUCGGUUUCUCGUACACAGAGCCCAAAAAUCAACUCAAGAGUCUCCGAUCAGUUUGAGAGAAGCAAUGGCCCUACUGGAACUGCUCAGACUGAAAGAGAUCCGAAAACUUUAAAAUCUAACUACAUUGUAAAUGAUUCCACUUCCAAUGGGCAGACAAGGUUCCCAUUCGCAAGGACACGAUCCAGCCCAGAUCUGACGGAUUCCUCUGCUGAAGUGUUCUCUCGUGGCAGGCGGGGUACAAUGGCAGAAUCAGCGAAAUCUUUGAGGCUAGAUCAUAGUGACAGAAGAAACCACUCGGGUACAGAGGCCAGUGGUAGUCAAAGUACGAAAUUGACUUCUGCUGACAACCCAAUGUCUUCGAUUAACACUUCAUCCCAAUCAAGCCUUCAAGCUGCUUCUGAUACAAACAGUGUUUCGAAUAGCUACCACGAUGAUGUUAGUUUUGCCACUAUGAACGAAGAGCUUGCUUCUGUUUCUCAAUCAUUGGAGAUCCAACAGGAGAUGAACCAGGAGGAGCAGGAUCUGGUCAAUCUAAUGGCUUCUGCGAAGUUGCAUGACUUCAAUGGACCAAUUCAAUUGCCGAUUCAUAUGGCUUCCUCCCAUCUACCUGUAACAUUAUCUCCUUUAUUAGCUUCAACGGCACACGCCCAAAGAAAUUGGGGGGGAGUUUUCACCCCUAAUUUAUCCUUCGUUGGACAUCCUUGGGCACACAAUAUGCAGAUCCCGCAAGGAUAUGUUUCACCACCUAUGUCCCAUUACUUCCCCAAUCCUGGUCUUAGUGUCAAUCACGAUGAAGAUAUUGAGCCAACCCAUGAUAUUUCGGCUGCAGCAGAACCAAGUCAAGAAGACAAUGAUCAGUGGCAAAAUAACCAUGCUGGAUUGACUGGAGGAUUUAAUUCUGAAAACAAAAAUCCUGAAAUGCUUCAUGUUGAUGGCAAGCAGCAGUCGUCAGUCGCUGGUUUUAACUUUGUUUCUUGGCCGCAAAGCAGUAAUGCUGGUGGUCUGCUGUGGGGUCACCCAAAGUUUGACAGUGAGGAUGCGGGGCCUAUCCGAGAUAAUAAUGCUGAAAUAUUUCAAAAUCAAACAAGCAGAGGGACGGAUGUUAGCCCUAGUUCGAAAACAACAGAUGUUAGGGUUCCUUCUGUGUCACAGUCUAGUUCUUCAAGAAGUAAAACUUCCUAUGAAAUUUCCAGGGAUGCCCCUUCUGGAAAGAUAUCCAGAACUUCGAGGGACAAAUGGGGAAAAAAGCCAACCUCCUUGCCUGCCCCAACUACUACAUAUGGCAAAGCAAAGAUGGCUUGGCAACUUGAGAGUACAUCUGAGCAGCUUCCUGCGGAAGCCAACGAAACUAGAGAGUGGAACCCUACACCAACCAUGGGAAAUAAUAUUCCUGAGCAGUUCCCUACACCUCUGGUUUUUACGCAAGCUAGAAGCCAUCAGGUACCCGGUUAUGAACCAACACAUAUUAGUGGAUCAGACCCGAUGAUUCCGAUUGCACCAGUUCUUGUGGGUCCCCCUCGGCAGAGGGUGACUGACAAUUCUGGGUUGGUCCCUGUAGCCUUUGUUCCUGCAGGUCCUUUAGUUCCAUUCUAUCUGAUCCAAUUCGCAUCUGUUACUAACAAUUCGGAUGGAGCUUCUCCGCUAAGUCCUUCAGAACAGAAUUUCAGUCCACAAGAUAAUCUCGAUCAGCCUGAAUCUCACGUUAGUUCAACAGCAUUAAGAACUCCUGCUGCUGCUGAGUCCUCUAAUGAGCACGAGCCGGAUAUUUUGAAAAGUGACUUCGAUAGCCACUUGCAAAAUCUGUUAUAUGGGAGGUACUGUCAAGAUACACGUCAAGGUCCCUUCAUCUGCCAACCCCCUGUUCUGGUGCCACCAGUGUACUUGCAGGGCCAUUUUCCAUGGGAUGGUCCAGGAAGACCAGUUUCGGCCAAUGCGAACUUAACCCAGAUGAUGGGCUAUGCUCCUCGUUUUGUACCUAUGGUGCCUCUCAAACCAGGUUCUGAGAGACCUUCCGGUGUUUUCCAGAGGCAUGGAGAAGAAGCACCGAGGUACCGCGGUGGUACUGGAACCUAUCUACCAAAUCCUAAGGUUCCUUUUAGAGAUCGACAAGCAAGUACAAGAAGCUACAGAAGAAACUACAAUAGUGAAAGGGGUGAUCAGGGCGAUAGAGAAGGAAGCUGGAUCAGUGCAAAAGCUCGAGCUGCUGGCCGUGGCCAUGGGCAUCAAGUGGAGAGAUCAAACUUUCAGCCUGAGAACCAGUCUGAUAGACAUAGGCAGUCAUAUAAGAACGAUCCCCAUAGGCACGAGCCAGUUUCUUCUAACCUAGCUCCGGGCAACUCAUUCAGGCCCACAAAUUCAAAUCGUAGCCCAAGAAACUUGACGUAUGGCAUGUACCCGCCGCCGCCUGUCACAAACCCAAAUGGUGUUAUUAAUACUGGACCUGGGUCUGGAAGUUCUCCUGUCAUGAUGGUCUAUUCUUAUGAUCAAGGUGGUGGUUAUGGCCCCUCUGGUGAACCGCUUGAAUUUGGCUCUCUUGGACCAGUGCAUCCUUCGGGUUUAAAUGAAGCGCCUCAAUCUGGUGAGGAGAUUCCAGUAGGUGCGCUUUUUGAGCAGAGGCAUGGCCCAUAUCGCGGCAGUUCAUCCUGCUCUUCGCCUGACCAACCGUCCUCACCUCAGCUAAGAAGAUAAGUGAACCCAGACAUGCUCUGGCCCAGCUCUUGGAUAUUGAGAUGUAGAGAAGGCAUUCGGCGACAUCGUGGUGGCGAUGCUUGUCAUCAGAUGCUUUGGAUAAAUGGCAAAGGAAUUGGGCCGGAUAGUAGCUUUGGAUCAGCCCAAAAACGCCUACUUAUCCUUUUGGAUUCAUUACAGAUUAGCGGAGCUAUGCAAUUAUCGACUGCUACAGAUCUUGCGAGACUCGUUAGUUCUCGAAUCGAAUUAGUAGCAUUUUCUCCAUAUCCUUUUCAAAGUUUCAGCUCAAAAGAAGACGAUGAGACCAAGGAGCUUUGCAGAAAGAGCUGGAAAAAGGGCUGGUCUUUUGUAGCACCAGAUUGAAGGAGGCUUGGGAGAAUUCUCGAUUGCGAUUGAUCUAAAAUGCUUUUAACAGUGUAAAAAGUAGGAAAAAGAAAAAAAAACAAAACGAAAAGGAAACCCUGUUUCAUCUGUAGGCGUAGUACGGCUUCGUGUUAGGUGGUUUAGCAUACGAAAAAAGAUGUUAAACCGUUCUACAAGAAAAAUCGAGCUCCGAAAAAAAAAAUGUGAUAGCCGUCUCGUGGAGGUCGGUGUAACUGUGACUGAAAACUGUUUUACAAUGUUUCGCAUGUCUUUUUUUUUUUCUCUCUACUAAUGAAAGACGCAGCUUCAAAGCUAUCCUGAGUAUUUGGAUCUAAAAUUCAA